AUGAUUAAUGGCCUCCUUCAUGGUAGCGUAACUGACCUAGAGAUUUAUCUUGCAGGCCCAGAUGUCCGAUUGAGUCUCCCAACGUUGGAGGAAUACGUCGCGUUGACUCCUCGUCUCGUCACGCCGGCACGGCCUCCACUCGAAAUCCUCGAAUCUGGCACCGGCCACGGCUCCUUGACCCUCCAUCUCGCCCGCGCCAUCCACGCCGCUAACACAACUCCGCCACCUCGUCCGUCGCAAUCGCAGAUCCAAUACGUGGAGAACCGAGCUCAAAGGCCAGGCGAGGAAGACACGAAAAAGGCAGAUGGAAACGAGACUGCGGCCAGCGACAACACAGCCCAACUUGAGUGGGAUUCAUGGCGAGCGGAGCGCCAUGCUGUGAUUCACACCGUGGACGUCUCGCAUAAGUUCGCCGCCCUGGCCGAGCGAAACGUCAAGGGUUUCCGCCGUGGUAUAUACGCAGGCGAUGUUGAUUUCUACGUCGGACCUGUCGAGAACUGGAUCGCCGAGCAGACCAAGCGACGGACGAAGACUGGGCUAUUGUCUUCGUUGACCGGGUCCUCCACCGUGGAACCGUUCUUGUCUCAUGCUAUCCUGGAUAUGCCCUCGGCGCAUUUGCGAAUUCCCCAUGUUGCGCCGGUUCUGAGACGGGAUGGAUAUCUGGUGGUUUUCAUGCCGAGCAUCACUCAAAUUGGCGAUUGCGUGCAGAUUAUUCGCAAGCAUCGGUUGCCCUUUGUCCAGGAAAGAGUGAUUGAACUGGGACUUGGAAUUACGAGUGGUCGCAAUUGGGACGUUCGACUCGCUUUCAAGAAGUCUGGAGCUGAUCCCUCGUCUUGGGCUCCGUCUGCCGAGGCCGAUGGUGAAGAAUCGGUCCUUGCUACUGACGCGGAGGAGUCAAAUGUGGCCCACGGUGUGGAUGAAGUUACUGUGCCAGAAGAGCCUGUCAAAGAAGAGGAGCCAGUCAUGGUCUGCAGGCCCAAGGUGGGAAUUCGGACCAUGGGUGGUGGUUUCGUUGGCAUCUGGCGGCGCAUCGAAGAUCCCUCUGAACGAUGA
Messenger RNA from Penicillium cataractarum, 1053 nucleotides. RefSeq names its product tRNA (adenine-N(1)-)-methyltransferase. Gene Ontology annotation, biological process: tRNA methylation. The transcript has 2 exons. Gene Ontology annotation, cellular component: tRNA (m1A) methyltransferase complex. Bases 1 to 1053 code for a protein of 350 amino acids. Lineage: Eukaryota; Fungi; Ascomycota; Eurotiomycetes; Eurotiales; Aspergillaceae. The record is from RefSeq and is a predicted model, not a curated record.